Molecule: messenger RNA, 4747 nt
Organism: Solea senegalensis (Senegalese sole)
Lineage: Eukaryota; Metazoa; Chordata; Actinopteri; Pleuronectiformes; Soleidae
Gene: lrch3
Product: leucine-rich repeats and calponin homology (CH) domain containing 3
Exons: 20
Coding region: 42-2174 (710 amino acids)
Molecular function (GO): protein binding
Source: RefSeq, a predicted model, not a curated record
AGUUAGCCGUUAGCACUGAACGCUAACAGCCGGAGAGUGUAAUGGCGGCCUCGGUGUUGUUGGGGUCUGCGGACAACACCGGAAUUACCUUUACUGUGGGAGGCGGCAGCAGCGGGAAUGUUUUGAAUAAUCAUGGACUAGGGCCAGCGGGCCCGGCACCCUGGAACCGCUCCUUGGACCGGGCACUGGACGAAGCCUCGGCUACAGGGUUUCUGAACCUCAGCGGCAGGAAGCUGAAGGAGUUCCCCCGGAGCGCCGCCAACCACGACCUGACGGACACCACCAGGGCCGAUCUCUCCCGUAACCGUCUGCCUGAGCUUCCUACGGACGUUUGUCUCUUUGUGUCUCUGGAGAGUCUGAACCUGUAUCAGAACUGUCUGAGGUCUCUGCCAGAGAGUCUGCUGAACCUGCAGAGUCUGACCUACCUGAACCUCAGUCGGAACCAGCUUUCUGUCCUGCCUGUCGUCCUCUGCAGUCUUCCUCUGAAGGUUUUGAUCGCCUGCAACAACAAACUGGUUUCUCUACCAGAAGAAGUGGGACAGCUGAGACACCUUACUGAGCUGGACGUGAGCUGUAAUGAGCUCCAGACGUUACCAUCUCAGGUGGGUCAGCUGGAGGCUCUGAGGGACCUGAACAUUAGAAGAAACCACUUGGUCACACUGCCACCAGAGCUUGCUGACCUCCCUCUGGUGCGUCUUGACUUCUCCUGUAAUAAAGUGACCUCCAUCCCCGUCUGUUACCGAAGACUCACACAGCUCCACACCAUCGUUCUCGACAACAAUCCUCUGCAGACACCACCUGCACAGAUCUGUAUUAAAGGAAAAGUCCACAUAUUUAAGUAUCUGAACCUGGAGGCCAGUAAAACGACCCCUGACCUCCCAGACUACGACAGACGACCUCUGCCCUUCAGCUCCUGUGUUGACGAGCUGUAUCCUGGACGUCCAUACGGGGCACUGGAUUCAGGCUUCAACAGUGUCGACAGUGGAGACAAGAGAUGGUCGGGGAAUGAGCCCACAGAGGAGCUGUCGGAGCUGCCACAGAGAGUAGCAGAAAUCAGCAGAGAGCAGAGACAGAGAGCAACAGGGGGCGGCGCUUCACUGCUGUCCAAUGGAACAUGUGUGGAGCUGGAGCAGAUCGACUUCAUCGACAGCUGUAUAGAAGAGGAGGAGGAGGGGGGGAGGAGUCAGCGAGGAGGCGGCGGCAGUGACAGUACCAGCCUAAGUUCUCAGUUCAUGGCUUACAUCGAGAGACGUAUCACCAGAGAGGGUUCACCAGUCAAAACCAAUGCAUCCAGGACGGAGGACACAAGAAGACAAAACAGAAGUCUGGUCGAUGGUGUCACUGUGCCCUCCACCUCUCAAAACCAGAGAGGACAAGGACCAGGGGGUGUGGAGAGGAUGAGGAGGGAGGCUUAUCUUGCCGCUAUCAGGUACGACGAGGAGAGACAGAAGACCCGAUCUGUUCCCAGUUUCACCAAGCAUAAAACAGCUCAGAGUCCAACAAAGUCCAUUCCAGACAGUGAGACCCUCUACCCCUCCAGACGCUCCACCCACACAGAUGACUCCGCCCUCUUCAUGGGUGAGGACAGAGCAGCCCUGUCUUCUACAGCCAAUCAGUCGCCUUCUUACCCCAGCUCAGUGGGCGGGUCCUCCUGCCGGACAGCCAAUCUGAGACCAGAGAGCUUCCUGUUUCGUCUCGGCCAGAAAGAAGAGAAGAGAAAAGGAGAUGCUGGUGCCGCUUCACCAGCCAACCCUCAGAACCAGGAGGAGCCGCCUGCUGCACCUGUUUUGGUUGGUGAAGAUGCUGAGCUGGUGGAGCAGCUCAGGAAGAACAUAGAGGCUCGUCUCAAAGUGUCGUUGCCAAGUGACCUGGGUGCUGCUCUGACAGACGGGGUGGUGCUGUGUCACCUGGCCAAUCAUGUGAGACCACGGUCUGUCCCCAGCAUCCAUGUCCCCUCCCCUGCUGUGCCUAAACUCACCAUGGCCAAAUGUCGGCGGAAUGUAGAGAACUUCCUGGAGGCAUGUCGCAGGAUCGGAGUCCCACAGACUCAGUUGUGUCUUCCUCUACACAUUCUGGAAGAACAAGGGCUCCCCCAGGUGGCUGGGACUGUCGGGGCUCUGCUUGAACUUGCACCACCCCGACAUCCUGUCACCACAAUAACUACAACAUCAUGAAUUACACCUGGAACGUCCGUCACCGUGUAGACAACGCUACAUCACCAUCACAAUCAUCACAGCCCAGGCUUAGUCAACCACAGGAAACUAUGACCGUGAGAAGCUGCGUCUGAUGGAGACUUGAACAGAGCUGAACGACUGCAACAAAGGUUUUAAGAAAAAAAACAACUGAGUUUGGAAUGAGUUACAGUCGAAAACUAAAAUGACAACAGGAGAAACCUGGCAACAUAUUAAUGUGUUCAUAAAACCAUGGCAGCUGCUAUGGACCACCGUUUUCUACACAAUUUGUUUUAAAUUAAUGUUUACACAGAUGAUUAUUUAAUGCUAACUGGGUUAAAAUGAAUCAUUCACUUGUAAUAUACUUCCAGUUGUACUCAUAGGUCAUUAUGUCCUAAAAAGAUCCCUUGGUUCGCAGUUCAAGGCUUCUUCUGGCAUCAGUAGCGCAAAAGCUGAAUUUUUUACUGUUUUUUUUAUUAUUAUGGACUUGUUAAUCUUGCCAGAGAGUACUGCAAUACUUGCAAGAACUACUAAAUAAACUGACUUUAGUUCUGUGGAAACAGGAAAGCACCAAAUUUAGGAUUGAUAUUCCCAGUUCCAACUUUAAAAUUAUUCAAUAAGAACGCACUUUAAAACCACACUUUCUUUUUCUUUAAUAUUUGUUCUUAUGUGAUUAGCUGAGCUACCACCAGUAUAGAUCAUCUCUAUCAGACUUUCAUGACCAUGUUAUUUAACAUUUAUAUUUAUGGUUCCGUAAGAAGCGUAAUGGUUAUAACAUAAAGAAGCUAAGAUGCUAAGAAGUUUUUUGUUUUUUAAAAAAAAUAAAAAAUCACCAGACUCUUUAAACUACAUUGCACAUUAAGCUUAUGUUUCUUAUUGAUAAUGGUCCCUGAUUUAGCUGUUUAUUUAAAAAUAAACACUAGUAUAGCUUGCUGCUAAUCUUAGCCAACACUGUUGUAGUUGGUUUGAAAUGGGCACUGACACUGCUAAAUAAUAUGUAUCCGCCCAUAUUUAACUAACACAGCUUAGUAACAUUUAUUUACUGUUAUUUAGCUGCGCUGCAAAGUAACGUUUCUCUACUUUUAUUUGGCGAACAUGGCUAAAUAUCCCAAUAACACUAACAUCUACUGUUUUUAGGGCACCAAAAGCAUUAGCAAAUUAUCUUACAAGAAUAAAUGUUAAAAAAUAGUUGGUAUAACACAGUAGUUAUUUACAAAUGCUGGUGGUUGAGAGGUUACUCUAAUAUACAGGCGUGAAAAUGUGUUUGUCAAAUUAAAGGUGGCUGUAGCAUUUGCAAUUAGCCAACAUUAAAGUAAUUAACAGAGGUGUGAAGCAAGCGAAACUUAGCAACCAUUUGUAAUCUUCAGCUCUGUUUUCGGUCUCCAUCAGUAGAAGGUUGAUCUGAUGACGACCUCAUCCUCUCCGUUUGUUGUUGUUUACCUGGUACAGCUGUGAUGCAGGUAAACAGGUGUUUGCAGCUGGGUGAGUCUGUUGCUUCCUGAUUGAUCAGCCAAAAAUGAUCAAAAUAUUUAUUGAAUAUUGAUCAGCUCCAGCUCAGGUAGUUCACAAUGUGGCCAAAGUAUGUGGACAGCCCAGUUUAUGUAUGUUAUUAAUAAUAACAAUAAUAAUAAUAAUAAAAAAACCAUUUUAUUUAUAAACAUGAGAUACAAAGUUCUAGAAACAAGAGGAAAAUGCAAAAAGUAAAUAACUUAUUGUGUUUAUUUUUAAAGUUAAAAUAUUUUUUUAUAUUUUCCAGAAAGUUAUAUAAAAACUUCCUGAGCUGUGAUUGGAGGAGGUCAGUCAGGUGACAACAGCUCCACAGUUUGUGUUGCAUGCUGGGACGUUUUCACUAUGAUCAUGUGACUUGACACUAACACACUGUGGACUGUGCAGUCUGCAGUCACAAAUAUAUUCUGUAAAUAUACUCAUACAUACAUUUAUAUGUGUGUGUUGCCAUGACAACACACAUCAAGAACAUGGACACAGAUGCAGUUGGUUUUUUCAAAAGACGUUCUCCUUUGGUUCAAACGGUCAACUGCGACCUAACCUCCAGUGAUGUCAUCACAUACCAGGGUUCACCUGGGGUCAAGAUGGAGUCAUGUGACCAAUGUUACCUUUUGGCAUCCAUACAUCCCUUGCUGCAUUUGGGUGCUGAAAGUUUUCCCUCUGGAAUAGAAAAACUUUGUUCUGGUUUCACCUGAAUGCAGUCACACCCAUCAGUCUUCAGCCUCCAACACUAAGCCAUGCCAAGGACUGAACAGUUGUUGUGAUUGAUUGGUGUGCUGUCCAAUCUGGUGUCUCUGUGUCUUGAGUGGACAGAUGGCUCAGCUCAGAUUUUUUGGUUCCUGUUUGUACAGUUUCAUAUGUUAUUUCUCCCCAGUUGACAUGUAUCUCCUGCAGGGGUGACAGGUUAUGUGGGAGCGUGCUGUUGUGCUUUUAAAAAGGACAUUCCACCGUUUUUGGAAGGAGGACACCCAUUUGUAUUUUUGCCUACAAACUGUAUAAAGAUUUGAACAUUUGAACACAGUCGUAUGAAGAGUUGACUUUAAGUGCUUUAAAUAAAUAUUUUAAUUUGA